UUCAACAUUUCCAGUUCCACGUGUGAGGUGAUAUGCAAAAAGACAUUUCCAGUUCGAGAGACACUAGUCCAAAUCCGGUUUCGGGCAGAGUUUCGUGGAUUUACGAGUUAAAUAAACAAGAACUAACUGACGAAUUGCGAAAAUUAGGUGAAAACGUCUCAGACAGUGAAAGUUUCGAAAUUCUAAGGCGACUGCUAAUAAAAAAGUGGCGCCAUUUGCAUGCAGGUGCAGAUAACGUUUCCGACAGUGGUACAGAGAGAGAAAAACAUAGCGUUCCUUCGAAAUUGUCAGUGCGUGCCUCGGUGCGUGCAAUAAUGACAGACAAUAAAAUUUCGUUCACACUGAAUAAGGACAAUUGGGAUGUUUUCAUUGAAAGACUUGAACUAUACUUCGAAACACAGGAUAUCGACGAGAAGAAAUAUAGUGCCGAACUCCUCACGCGAGUGUGCCAAGAAACAUAUAUAAUUUUUCGUAAUUUAGUUGCACCAAAGAAAACCAAAGAAUUCAAAUUCGGAGAACUGGUGAAACUAAUGAAAACUCAUCUUAAUCCAACGCCAUCCGAAAUUUCCGAACGCAACAAAUUCUACAAUAUAAAACAAUAUCCGAGCGAGUCAAUAUCAGAGUUCGUCUCGAGAUUAAAAGAAAAUUCCUUGCACUGUAACUUCAAGGAAAUUGAGACUGCUCUGAGAGAUCAAUUUGUUUGCGGACUUCUGCAACCUGAAACGAAAAUCGAACUCUUUCGUCAAGAAAACUUGACUUUUCAAAGUGCCGUGGCCAUCGCAGAGGCGAGAGAGAGCGCAGUCAAAAAUUCCCUGAGUUUGAAGAAAGAAGAAACUAUCCACUUCGUAGAAAAAAAGGGCUUCAAAAAACAUAAUAACUUCAACAACAAGGCAGACAGAAACAGUCGAGAGCGAGAGAUGGGUCAACGGCAAUUUCACCCCGAGAGAGAAAGGGAUGGAGCAUCACGCAGGUAUGGGGAUGGAGCGAAUCGAGAACAUGAAGACAGAAGAGGAAGGCAGAAUGAAAGCAGUGUACGCAGACGUAGUAGUGGUACAAACGGUAACCGUAGUUCAAAUGUUCAGGUAACCUCAAAAAAUGUGACAUGUUAUUGUUGUGGAAAAAGAAAUCAUUUCGCUAAAGAUUGUAGAUAUAGGUAUAAGAGUUGUAAUUAUUGCCAUACCAAAGGUCACUUAGAGAAUGCAUGCUUUAAAAAGAAUCUAGUCCCAUAUCAACCGGGUAUUCAAUUAGUAAUUGCUUGUGAUGCAAGUUCUACCGGGCUGUCUAGUAUAUUGUCUCAUAAAUUUGCAAAUGGGGAAGAACGUCCAAUUGCAUAUGCUUCAAAAAUUAUUCCAAAGAAUGAACUUCAUAGGUCAAUUCUAGACAAAGAAGCAGCAGCCAUUGUAUUUGGGUUUCGUAAGUUUUACCAUUACUUGAUCGGAAAUGAAGUUAUACUCAGAACAGAUAACCAGCCAUUAAAAUAUAUAUUUGGUGAAACAAAAAAUAUUUCAUCUAUUGUUCAUAACAGAUUAAUUCGUUGGUCAUAUUUUCUUGCUGGGUUUAAAUAUAAAAUUGAACUUAUAUCAACUAAGAGAAAUGGGAACUGCGAUGCAUUGUCAAGAUUGCCAGUGGCUGAUGAUACAAGAGUUUUUGAUUCCGAAUUAGGAGUUUUGAAUUUUUUGGGAAAAGAUUGUCAGCUGAUCAACUUAAAGGUAAUACAGAGGGAGACUCAAAAAGAUAAAAUUUUAAUUAGCGUUAAAAGAAAGUUAACUUUAGGUUGGCCAGAUGAUGUAAGUAAAUUAUCGGAGGAGGAAAGGAAAUAUUUUGAUAAAAGGAUUGAAUUGGGAGUCGAAAAAGAUUGUAUUGUGAAGGGAGUGCGUGUUGUUAUACCAGAUUGUUUAAGAAAAGCGGUUUUAGCAAAAUUACAUGAAUCACAUUUUGGUGUAGUCAGAAUGAAGCAAGUAGCAAGAUCUUAUUUUUGGUGGCCGGAAAUUGACUGUGAUAUCGAAAAUUUAGCUAAUACAUGUAAAAUAUGUGUGAGUAAUAGUAAAAGACCUGAGAAAAUAUCUUUUAUGAAAUGGCCAUACCCUACUAAUGUUUGGUCGAGAUUACAUGCCGAUUUUUUGGGACCUUUCUUUGGUCGCAUGUUUUUAAUUAUAAUAGAUGCCCAUUCGAAAUGGCCUGAAGUUUGUGAUAUGGGGACGGUUACCACAUCUGAGAGGACAAUAGAAAAAUUUGAAACCUUGUUUUCUAGGUAUGGUAUUUGUGAUCACUUAGUUACUGAUAAUGGUCCUCAGUUCACAAGCUUUGAAUUUAAAAGAUUUCUAGAAUCAGUGGAUGUUAAUCAUUCGUUCUCGCCACCCUAUCACCCUGCGACCAAUGGCGCAGCUGAAAAUUUUGUUCAAACUUUUAAGGAUAAAGUAAAUAAAAUUGUUUCUUCUGGUAAAACGUUAAGAGCGGCAAUAAACUUGUUUUUAUUUGAUUAUCGCACUAUGUUUCACCCAGUAACAGGCAUUUCGCCUGCAGAAAUAAUGUUUCAAAGGCCAAUAAAAAGUAGAUUCAAUUUGUUCACAAGUAAAUUGACUGAUGAAGUAUGUAAAAAACAAUGGAAUUUGGUUGAAAAGGAGGGUAAACAUAGAAAAUAUGAUUUUAAAGUAGGAGAUAUAGUAAUGACAGAGGUACUUGGUAAUAAGAAAAAGAAUGUAAAGUUAGAAGGAAAAAUAAUAAGAAAAUUAACUCCUGUUACGUUUCAUAUAGAACUUAAGACUAAUGGACAAAUAAUUAAAAGGCAUGUUAAUCAGUUUAUAAAAUUAUAUAAUGGAUUGAAUAUUGAGAAUUGUGAGGAUAAGAAUAAAGCUGAUUUGUUAAUUAGGAGAUCUGAAAGAUUAAAAAUGCAAAAUAAUACAAAUUGAAAUUGAUGAUGUCUUUGUAAA
Coccinella septempunctata (seven-spotted ladybird) is the source of this 2930-nucleotide messenger RNA. RefSeq lists its product as uncharacterized. The transcript is spliced from 2 exons. Gene Ontology annotation, molecular function: nucleic acid binding; zinc ion binding. Gene Ontology annotation, biological process: DNA integration. The record is from RefSeq and is a predicted model, not a curated record. NCBI's taxonomy places the organism in Eukaryota, Metazoa, Arthropoda, Insecta, Coleoptera, Coccinellidae. Bases 33 to 2909 code for a protein of 958 amino acids.